AUGGCCAAGGUAUUCGACGCUGCUGAAGUGGCCAAGCACAACACCCCAGAGAGCUGUUGGGUCGUCCUCUAUGGCAAGGUCUACGAUGUGACCGAGUUUCUGCCAUCUCAUCCUGGCGGAAAGAAGAUAAUCCUCAAGCUCGCUGGUAAGGAUGCCACAGAAGAGUACGAUCCUGUCCACCCUCCUGGAACCCUCGAGGAGAACCUCAAGCCCGAGGACAUUCUCGGUGAGAUCAACCAAGAAACACUCACCGAGCCCGAACCCUCAUCCGAAAAGGCCGUCGUCAAGUCUGGAGACGACAUUCCGCCCCCAAUGGGCUCACUCAUGAACCUGGACGAGAUCGAGGAAGAGGCUACCAAGCGCAUCUCGAGAAAGGCAUGGGCCUACUACUUCUCGGCCAGCGACGACCUAUGGUCCAAGAGCUACAACAACUUGAUCUACCAAAAGAUCCUUCUCCGCCCUCGAGUCUUUGUCGAUUGCACGGCUUGCGACCUCACCACAACCCUUAUCGGCAAUAAGGUCGGCCUUCCCGUCUUUGUGGCUCCGGCUGCCAUGGCCCGACUGGCCCAUCCCGAUGGUGAGCAAGGUAUCGCAAAGGCAUGCUCACGCUUCGGCGCCAUGCAAAUAGUAUCCAACAACGCCUCCAUGACACCCGAGCAGGUCAUUGAAGGCGCCAAGCCUGGUCAGACCUUUGGCUGGCAGCUCUACGUCCAGAACCAGCGCCACAAGAGUGAGGCCAUGCUGAAGCGCAUCAAUGCCAUGCGUGACUACUACAAGUUUGUGUGCUUGACUCUGGACGCGCCUGUCCCUGGAAAGCGUGAGCUCGACGAGAAGGCCAACUUUGACUACUCUGAGCCAAGUCCUGCAAGCGGUGAGAGCAAGCCUGGUGCUGGAGGUGUCGGUCAGCAGCUCUUCUUUGGCACCGCUGCCGACCUGACAUGGAAGACGACGCUGCCGUGGUUGACCGAGCACACAGAUCUGCCCAUCGUGCUGAAGGGUCUGCAGACUCACGAAGAUGCCUACCUGGCGGCUCAAUAUGCUCCUCAGGUCAAGGCCAUCAUCUUGUCCAACCACGGUGGCCGAGCUGCUGACACAGCGCCUCCGGCAAUCCACGUACUCCUCGAGAUCCAGAAGUACUGCCCCGAGGUGUUUAGCAAGAUCGAAGUGUGGGUUGAUGGAGGUAUUAAGCGUGGAACCGACGUUGUCAAGGCGCUGUGUCUCGGCGCAAGCGCUGUCGGCAUCGGUCGUGGUGCACUGUUCGGCCUCGGAGCCGGAGGUCAAGCCGGUGUCGAGCGGGUUCUCGAGAUCCUCGAGGCGGAGACGGCAACGUGUAUGAGGUUGCUCGGAGCCAAGAAUAUCUCUGAGCUUGGGCCUAGAUUUGUGAACGCUCGACAGGUGGAACGAGAUAUUUACGAUGGCGAUGCGGGGUUGGACCGAAGAGGCCUGUGGACGAGAUCCAAGCUGUGA
Fusarium keratoplasticum is the source of this 1467-nucleotide messenger RNA. RefSeq lists its product as uncharacterized. The coding region runs from base 1 to 1467 and encodes 488 amino acids. Gene Ontology annotation, molecular function: heme binding; oxidoreductase activity. The record is from RefSeq and is a predicted model, not a curated record. Lineage: Eukaryota; Fungi; Ascomycota; Sordariomycetes; Hypocreales; Nectriaceae. The transcript has 4 exons.